This is a messenger RNA of Grus americana (Whooping crane), 2260 nucleotides long. RefSeq names its product ring finger protein 115 (gene RNF115). NCBI's taxonomy places the organism in Eukaryota, Metazoa, Chordata, Aves, Gruiformes, Gruidae. Gene Ontology annotation, cellular component: cytoplasm; nucleoplasm. Gene Ontology annotation, molecular function: ubiquitin protein ligase activity. The coding region runs from base 47 to 949 and encodes 300 amino acids. The transcript has 9 exons. The record is from RefSeq and is a predicted model, not a curated record. Gene Ontology annotation, biological process: ubiquitin-dependent protein catabolic process; protein ubiquitination; positive regulation of DNA-templated transcription.
GGAGGACUGACGGCAGGGAGCCGGCGGAGGCGGGGGGAGAGAGAAGAUGGCGGAGGCCUCGGCGGCGGCGGCGGCUGCCGUGUCCCAGCACCGCUUCUUCUGCCACAGCUGCAAGGGGGAGGUCAGCCCCAAGCUGCCGGAGUACACUUGCCCGAGAUGCGAAUCUGGCUUUAUCGAAGAAGUCACAGAUGAUUCCAGUUUUCUAGAUGGCAGCGGCAUAGACGACAGCCCAUCCACACAGUUUGCAGAGCUUUGGGACCAUUUGGACCACACAAUGUUCUUUCCUGACUUCAGACCCUUUCUGAGUAGCAGCUCACUGGAUCAAGACAGCAGGGACAACGAGAGGGGCCACCAAGCCCACGCCGACCUCUGGGGACCAAGCCGACCCCCCCGAUUGCCCAUGACGCGGAGGUACAGAUCCCGGGGCAGCUCCCGCCCCGACAGGUCUCCUGCUAUCGAAGGAAUAAUACAGCAGAUCUUUGCGGGGUUUUUUGCAAACUCAGCGGUUCCUGGCUCACAACACCCUUUUUCCUGGAGUGGGAUGCUGCACUCGAAUCCUGGGGACUAUGCCUGGGGACAGAGCGGCCUUGAUGCUAUUGUCACCCAGCUCUUGGGACAGCUGGAAAACACGGGACCACCUCCGGCCGACAAAGAGAAGAUCUCCUCUCUCCCGACAGUGACAGUAACUCAGGAACAAGUCGAUACGGGUUUGGAGUGUCCUGUCUGCAAAGAGGACUACACAGUAGCGGAGCAAGUCCGGCAGUUACCGUGCAAUCACUUCUUCCACAGCAACUGCAUCGUGCCGUGGUUAGAGCUGCACGACACGUGUCCGGUUUGCAGGAAGAGCUUAAAAGGGGAAGAUUCGACCCGGCAAACGCAAAAUCCCGAGGCCUCAGCGAGUAACAGCUUUAGCAGUGAAAGCCAACUACACGACCGAUGGACUUUCUGACGCUCGAGGGCUUGCUCGGGGGCUCUGGCCGGCGUGUCGUUACUACAGAUGUACAUUGUAUUAUAAUUCAAACAACAACAAGAAAAAAGAAAGUAGCAGGAAAUAUAGGGGAGGGAACCCACCCUGUGGUAUCACUGCACCGAGUGCUGUCUUUUUCCUGAAACUUUAAACUAGCAUCUCCGAGCGAAUCGCGUCUCCAUCGGAAUCGCCUCUUUAGUCCUAAAUUCAGAGUCUUUUGAGUGAUUUGACUUGAUUUUAUACUUGUGAAACCUUUACUUCAAACGUGGCCCCUUUGAAAGGGGGGGUGGGGGGGGUGUGGGAUGAGCCGGCGCGGGGAGGUUUGGGCAGCCCCCUCUGCCUCGUGUUUCCCCCCUGGCAAAGAGGUGGCCAAGGUGGGGAAGGCGUCCCCGUUGCCGUGCUCCUCGUAAAGGAGAAGAUUUUUGACUUCUCUCUGACCCCCUUCCCCUCGAACCGGGUGGGUGGAAAUCAAAUCCAGGAGGGGUUUUUGUGGGGUUGGUUGGUUGUUUUUCUUUUUUCCACCCCUCCUUCUUGAAUUCGAGUGACGGUGUCUAUAAAAUAGUGACGUAGGUUUUCUCGAGGGCGAGGCAGAGGUGAAGAUGGAGGCGUUGAAGCCUUCCCGAGACGUGCCGGCGGAGAGAAGCGUGGUCGGAGCCCCCCUGGUUCCGGGAACAGGAAUGCACCAAGCAGGAUUUUCUGUCUUGUGGACUUUUUUUUUUUUUUUUUUUUUUUAAUUUGGGGUUUUUCUUCUGGCCCUCUUCCACGUGCCUGUGUCCCCAGGUCUGUCCCAUCCUGUCCCCCACCCACAGUGAGUCGUUUAGGAUCCUUAGCUGGCUUGUAUCAUAUGGACCACAUUAAAGGCAUCCUUUAGAAAACAGACCUAACUGUGCGUAGCCAUUUUAACGGCCGAUUCCCCCAUGUUUAACACACAAUCUUAAUUCUCCCUUAGUCCGAUAACUUUAAGAGAAUCUCUUUAUUUUUGCGGAUUUUUUUUUUUUUUCUUUGUUUUAUCCCCCUCCUCCCCUCCACUUCUGUAACAUUUCAUCCAUAUUUGACUUCUUGGGGGUUUUUUUUUAUCGUCCGAAUAACCUCUGUGCUUACGGCACCCACUAAACCACCACGUGGCAAUGUUAAACCCCCGGCCGGGCCUAACGGCAGGCGGGAGGGAGAGGUAGGUCGCGUCUAAACGUGUUGCCGCUUCAUCGCUGUAAACAGUGUACUACGUACACUCGAUUUAAACCAGUGUUUUGUUUGCUAUUAAGUCAAAUAAAGGCCUUUAUAAAGAAGAUCGGA